This is a messenger RNA of Cydia pomonella (codling moth), 3276 nucleotides long. RefSeq lists its product as uncharacterized. The coding region runs from base 1862 to 2593 and encodes 243 amino acids. The record is from RefSeq and is a predicted model, not a curated record. NCBI's taxonomy places the organism in Eukaryota, Metazoa, Arthropoda, Insecta, Lepidoptera, Tortricidae. The transcript has 3 exons.
GCUUUUCAAACAGAACAAAAAUAGUAAUUGCAGCAUUAUCUUAAAUUUAUUGCAAAUCUUCCCAUAAUAGGAUUUUUUUUUUAAUUUUACUGGUUAGUACCAAUGCGGUGGCAGGGUGGCCGGCGUGGCGUCAUGAUAACGGUUUUUUAAUUUUUCAUCGUUGAGCACCGUGGGGGUCACAUGUGACCGUAAUAAACAAGACUAAAUUAUUUGUGGCGAUGAACCUUAUUGAAGCAUGGAAGGCAGUAGUGUUCAGUACACUGAACACAAUAGCUACUCGUCUUCUUAGUUUUGUUUUUUGCCAUUUUUCUAGUCAUAAUCUUAACGUUUUCUUUGUAGCAUUGAACACAAAAUCUAGAGUUUUUCACUGGUCCAGGCUUUUUUUUUCAGUUCGUGUUUCAAUCUCUUUGGUCUCUGUUCUUAUAGUAUAGGUCAUCAGUCGUUGUUCUUCCGGAACUAGUUAGCCAUUCAACUAUUUUCUUUCUGUAAUUUACGAUUGAUAUCUGGGUUUGUGUGGUUUCCGUGUACAUGAUAAAUAAAAAAAUAAUUACGCAAGUUGCCGCUACAAUAUUUGACAUCUGUUUACACGUUAUACUUGCAGCAAGUGUUGCAAGCUUGCAAAAAGCAAAAAGUUUGAUUGCCAGGACUGUUUACACGCUGGCAUUCGCUUGCAGAAAUAUUAUUCUGCGAGUUUUAUUGCUAGUCUAAACGUCUGUACUGUUUACACAAUGCAAGUCGCUUGGGGAAGUCAACUUCUGCAAUUUUUAUUGCUAGUCUAAACCUCGCUCUAAAUUUGCCAGCGGUACUACUUACGUGCUGUGACCCCAGUCCCUAGACUACGACCUACGUACUGCGAAGUAUAGUAUAAAAUAUAAUACGAGCUUACAUAAACCUAAUUAUAAAACCUUCAUGGGAAUUCGUAGGAAAAAAAAUUAAAGCGCACAGUUCCAAACGCCCUUUUUUAACGAAAUAGCGCGAUUCGGUGUACUUAUUUCCUGUACGUCAUGGGUUUCCCAUGACGGAUACAAACAAGCAUUGUUUAACAAAUGUAUGUUUCAUACCUAGGUAGUUUUGGCACUGAUAUCCUAUAAUAUGAAAUUGAUGAUUGAAUUAAAGUCCGUUAGUGUCAAAAUUAUGAAAAUAUAUCGAAUUAUAUAUGCUCUUAUCAUAAUUAAUGAGACAUUUAACAGUAGGCAUUGACUUUUAUUUUUGUAUUUCAAAUGCAAUAAUUGGGUACUUGACACAUGUUGAAUAAUAAAAUUUAGUUACAUGGAUAGAAAAUGAGCCAUCCAUUAUAAAAAAGUGGAAUUUAAAAAAUUAUAUUGUGAUUAUAAAAAAAUACAAGCCUCGGAAAAUCUCAAAAAUAUUUUUUUUUUGUCUUUCAAAAAUAGAAAAGAAAAUAGUAGCAUUCGAUUCCUUACAUUUUAUUGAAAAAUAAAUUGUAUGACAACUAUACACAUAAACGCAAUAUUUCAGGGUCAAAAUGGCAAUUUCCUUGAUCUUCCAUACAUUUAGGACAGACUUAUAUGAUGUGACGUCACGUCACCUUAUCAUUUUGUUAGAGGCGUUUCAAUCGUCGAGUGCGAGCGUCAGACUUUAACUCUCAUUUCUGAUCUUUGUGUUGCUUAAAUACCAUGAGUCCUAUAUAGACAUUUGAUCCUCAGGAAUCAAAGGCCAGUUGGUGUAAGUGUAAGAGAAGGGCGGGGUUGACUUAGAAGAAAAAGCUAAUUUCCAAAACUACUUAUAUUCGUCACAAAAAAGGGAAAACACAUAAAACACUAAUAACACAAAAUAGGGGAACAAUCACAUAAAAGAAACUUAGAUUAUCGCGGGAAUAACAUUUUUGGCGCGCAAAUCACGUAUGUGUCAAAGGUUGCGAUGCGCCGCGAAAGCCUCCACUACACAUCAACAGACGCGUCCGCCGAUGGUCCGCCGACGUUCGCGAAUGCAUCGGGAGACGAAUCUGGCCCACCGUCCACACGUCUGUGUAUCGUUCAGUCUGAGUUCUGCCUCGGCAGACUACACAGUACACGCGCAGCGCAAGAUGGACUUAGAGACCGUAGCCGCCGCAGCCAUUUAUUUAUUUAGUAGUUACAGCUACUACGUAAAUGUGCAUCGCAAUGUCGUUAUUAAGAAGAAGUGGAGACGGAGAAGAUGGUGGAUAUUGGCUAUACAUAGAAAGAGAACGAAGGUUAGCAUGGAAAACCAGUUUGCUGAACUGUGCGCUGAGCCAUCGGGUGAAUUUAGCAAUUUCGUUCGAAUGUCUUGCAGCGAUUUUGAAUACCUUCUACAAAAGAUUACACCAAUGGUUAUUAAACAAGAUACUUAUUGGAGGGAUGCAAUUCCAGUAAAAGUGCGCCUGGCAGUAACAUUAAGAUACCUUGCUACUGGAGACAGCUAUAGAAGCUUGCACUACCUAUUUAAAAUUUCAAGCCAAGUUAUAUCCAUUAUUGUCCCUGAAGUAUGUUUGGCGCUCAAUAAAGUGUUGAAGAAUAUAGUGAAGAUGCCUAAAACUACGGAUGAAUGGCUUUCAAAGACAAAGGGUUCAAUUUUCCUCAUUGCAUCGGCGCUUUGGAUGGAAAGCACAUUAUGAUUCUACCGCCUCCCCAUACCGGAACGGAGUACUUUAAUUAUAAAGGACAUUUCAGUAUUGUCCUCUUGGCACUAGUUGAUAGUGACUACUGUUUCAUGUUUGCGGAUAUAGGAUGUUCGGGGCGAAUCAGCGACGGUGGAGUUUAUAAUCAAAGUAUUUUAAAGCAAAAAAUUAAUACAAAUGCGAUCAACUUGCCACCUCCAAGUCGUUUACCCAAUAGUGACACUUGUUUACCAUAUGUAUUUUUAGCUGAUGCAGCAUUUGCAUUGAGUACAAACAUAAUGAAACCAUUUCCUGGCCAUCAUGCCGCUGGUACUCCGGAGAGAUUAUUCAAUCAAAAACUUUCUAGUUCGCGUGUAGCAGUUGAAAAUACUUUUGGAAUAAUGUCUAGCGUAUUCAGAAUUUUUAAGAAACCUAUUCCACUAAGUACAGAAAAGGCAUCAGUGAUUACAAUGACAUGCGUUUUGCUGCACAAUUUCUUAAGAACUAGUAAAACAUCUAGACAACUGUACACUCCCCCAAAUUCCGUCGGUACAUUAGUAAAUGGAGAAUUAACUCAGCCAGGAUCUUGGCGACAAAACACGGGUUCAUUUGUUCCGCUGCAACCUGUCCCCCGAAGAGCUCCUAUGUGUGGAGUUGAAACAAGAUUAAACUUUAUGAAAUAUAUUCAGGAGAAUAACAAU